ACGUACGUACGGGCUCUCCGUGUUGGCCGCGCUGCUCCUUGGCAGGCAGGAUCAUAGCUUUUUUUUUUUUUUGCGAUGCCACAGCGAUGUGCUGCCGUAGGCUGCAGUAAUGCCAGCGGAAAGCCUCCAAAUGUGCGAUUUUUUAGAUUUCCUGCCGCGACGCUUCAGGCAACGAGACGAAAGAAAUGGGUGCAAGCAAUACAUCGCGUCAACGCCGACGGAUCGCCGUGGGAACCGACAGCGAACUCCCGCGUCUGCAGCAAUCACUUCGUAACAGGAGCGCCCUCCCGCUUUAUGCCCCACCCGGACUACGUACCAUCGGUUUUCAAGCACACGCCAAUGAGAUGCCCUGGGUCAAUCGCUCGCUUUGACAGAGUGAAGAAACGGCAAGCUUCAAGACUGGCAAAUGCAAGUGGCCAAGCCAGCAGCGGUGCAACCACAUCAGCUGUUGGACAGAGGACUCCACCGAGUAUAGCAGCAGGCCAAAACAGGACACCACAGGAUUGUCAACCAGUUGCCGGGGCAUCUACUCCACCUCUUGGUCAAGGAACGCCAUUAAGCAGAGCAGCAAGUGCAAUGUCAUUAGGCUCUACGACCUGUGAAGAUAGUGCAGUAUUGCAUAGUGUACCAGCUGAACACGAAAAGAGCUGCCAGACGGAUAAUUUCUCUCUAGAGCGUAUUAUGCUGCUUGAAAGCCAAUUAAGUGCAGAAAGAAAGAAGGUGCAAAAGCUAGAAGUACAGCUAAAAGCUGCUGAGGAACAGACAAUACAGUGGAAAGCACAUUACUACGAGCUGAAGGCUACAACACUGUGCCUCGAUAACAUGCAAGGUACUGAGCAUAUGUUGUAUUACACAGGAUUGCCUUCUGUGCAAGUGUUUUACGAUAUACUAAAUUUAGUUUUGAACAAUAACCCUCGGUUUGCAAUAGACAUAAAGAGCAGGUCACUCACUGCUGCCGAGCAGAUGUAUGCAGUACUGGUUCGCUUAAGGACAGGUAUGGCCACACGAGAGAUUGCUCGCAAUUUUUUAAUUUCAAUGCCAUCAUUCAGUCGUAUAUUUUCAGAAUGGGUACUUAUAUUGCAGAAGGUUCUCACUGAAAUAACUAGCUUCCCCACACUUCCUGAAGUACAACAGCACAUGCCACUUCAUUUUAGACGGUACCCAAACACACGUAUAAUACUUGACACAACAGAAAUCCGUAUACAAAAGCCCUCAAGCUUAACUGCCCAAAGACGAACUUUCUCCCACUACAAGUUCGCGAACACAAUGAAAUGUGUUGUAGGUGCAACACCUGACUGCUAUGUUAGCUUUGUGUCGCCAUUAUAUGGGGGAAGUACCAGUGACAGAGCUAUUGUGCAACAGUCUGGAGUACUUGAUCUAUUCGAAUCAGGAGAUGGCAUCAUGGUUGACAAGGGAUUCAAGGUAGAUGACCUCCUGCCACGUGGUGUUGUCCUUCAUAUGCCUCCAUUUCGUAUUCCUGGAGAAGCGCAGAUGAGUGCCAAGGAUGUUGAAGCCACAAAGCAUGUUGCAAGUGCACGGGUGCACAUUGAAAGGGUCAUAAGAAGAAUCAAGGAGUUCCAUUUAUUGGACAGACCCUUACCUAUAAACAUGUUAGACAUAGCAGAUGCAAUUUUCACAACAUGUGCAUUUCUCUCAAACUUUAGGCGACCACUAAUAAAUAAUGGGAAGGAAGUGGAGACAGACACCAUGUAAUAGAACACGAAAGCAUGCAGU
Messenger RNA from Dermacentor albipictus, 1734 nucleotides. NCBI's taxonomy places the organism in Eukaryota, Metazoa, Arthropoda, Arachnida, Ixodida, Ixodidae. The record is from RefSeq and is a predicted model, not a curated record.